Molecule: messenger RNA, 2870 nt
Organism: Solenopsis invicta (red fire ant)
Lineage: Eukaryota; Metazoa; Arthropoda; Insecta; Hymenoptera; Formicidae
Product: zinc finger protein 182
Exons: 4
Coding region: 374-2575 (733 amino acids)
Biological process (GO): regulation of cytokine production; regulation of immune system process; negative regulation of transcription by RNA polymerase II
Cellular component (GO): nucleus
Molecular function (GO): zinc ion binding
Source: RefSeq, a predicted model, not a curated record
AGACGUCCAUGUCACUUAUCAUAUCAUGGUCGUCAUGGCGUAGCGGUUGUUUCGUUUCGUCGUGAGCAUAUUGGGUGUGUUUUAUUCGGAAAAAAGUUUUCGAGGAUUGUUGCAACAAUCAAUCGCUGUUUGCAUUUUAAAUCGAUUUUGUAUUUCAAAACUCUAAGAAUUCGCACAGAUGUAAUGCCUGCAUAACUGUGUCGUCCCUGGUUCUUAUAGAGGACUGAGGGAACGGGUACCAGUCAGCGAAUGAACAAUCAUAUUGUGGCCGUGGUGCAUUACCGUAUAAACAACGAAGAGGAAAUAUAUUGUGUUGCACGGUCGUACGAUUCUUUGUUGUUUUGGUUGGCUCGUGAGUUAUUUUGAUAUCAUCAUGUGGCAAAGCGCAAACACGGGGAUCGAGUCCAGCAUGAAUAAAUGCCGCGCGUGCAUGAAGGAAGGUGGCAAGAUGUUGCCUAUGUACGAUGAUAAUAUCAUCAAUCAGAUUAAUCUGCCGUACAAACUCGCGCAGCUCGCAUCCAUCCAGAUUGAUAGAUUUGAUGGAUUACCCAACAUGCUUUGCCCAAAGUGUGCUUACCGAACUAAUGUUUUAUAUAACUUCAGAUUAGAAGUGCAAGAAUCGGACAAGAAGCUUAGAAAGAUACAUGAAACUCAAAUGUGCAAGAAAGAAGAGUUAAAUGAACAAAACAAAGAUAACAGUAUACAAAUGGAGGAAUCUUUAGAAUUAAAUAUAUCAAGUGACAGAAAGUUUACACAUACUUCUGAUUUUGAGCAUAUAAACAUUAAAACAGAUGAAGGGCUCAAGGAAGAAGAAUACAAAAUUGAUGUAUCACAGAUAGUUGAAAAUAGUGAGGAUGACAAGAAAAGUUCACAAUUGAAUGAACUUUUUUAUAAUAUUAUACAAGAAACUAAUGAGGAUGUCCAUUUGGUAAAAACCAAUAUACCUGAAGAAAUUUCGAAAAUGUUUGCAUCACAAAAUGUCACAAUCAUGUAUGUACCAAAAUCUGCAAUUGAGUCGAUAUCAGAGACCACAUUAAUAGUCGAUCAGGAAGAAAACGAAAUCGAAACUAGCAAUGAUAUAUUUAUCUCUGAAGUGGAAAAUUUGAGUGGACAAGAAAAUUAUGAAGAAGUCUCGAGUAAUGUAUACAUUUCCAAUUCUGUAAAAUCUAAUGCGACUAGAAAGGAAAAAUGCACAUAUUGGGAACAAGAUACAGCAAUAAUAAAUGUUGAUGAACAGAAACAAUACGACACAAUACAAAAUGAAGAUACAGAAACAAAACUUAAUGAGAGCGGUUCUAAUAUUGAACAAUCCAUAAGAAUAGAGGACAGCGAUGGAUCCGAUUCUGACUACUUUGUCGAUGGUAAAGACAAUGUAUUAGGAAGUGUGAGCGAUGCGAUUAUACGAAUAAAGGAAGUUCAGCGAGAAAAUGGGAUCGAAUAUCAAUGCACGUUGUGUCUGCAAAACUACGAUCAAUUGACAAGUGUAUUGCUACAUACCGUCGAUAAUCAUGUCCCUCUUAGUGGUCCGUUCUUUUGCAUGGUAUGCGACAAAGACUUCAAAAGCUGUCGAAAACUGCGAGCGCAUGUGAAAACACACACUGGUGAUUUUCCAUAUUCCUGUUUCCUUUGUAAAAAGGCGUAUAAUAGAAGAAGGUAUCUGAAAAGGCACAUGGCAUGCCAUUCAAAUUUUUCACGACACCGCUGCUUAAAGUGCGGUUGUCGCUUCAAGUCUAAAUCGGAAUUGGAGACUCAUGCGACGACGCAUAAACAUGACGCGCCCUAUGCUUGCAAUCAGUGUACUCGAGUAUUUAAUCACAAAGGCAAUUAUAAACGGCAUUUAAUCAGUCAUUUGGAUCCUGAAGGCCGUCAUUUACCCAAAUAUCCAUGUAAUUACUGUGGCAAACGCUUUCCUAACAAUCGUACACUGCAAACGCAUAUACGCGUACAUACUGGUGAGAAACCAUUCCAGUGUGACAUUUGUCUCAAGUCAUUUUCACAACGAGGCAAUUUAUUAAAUCACUCAAAGAUACAUACAAAUCCUCGCAGUCAUACGUGCGAAGUCUGUGGUAAAAGCUUUAAUCAGCGUGCUACAUUACGAGAUCAUGGAUUAUUGCAUACAGGUGAAAAGCCCCAUGUAUGUACAGUAUGUGGAAAAGCUUUUACGGUUAGCGCGGCAUUGAGGCGGCAUAUGUUCAAUCACGUUGAUGGCAAACCGUUUAAUUGUGCGAAUUGUGGCAUGGGAUUCGUCGGCAAAUACGACUUACGACGACAUAUGCGAGUACAUGAGAACCGACCAAGGGAAAAGCGGAGAAAAACUACAAAAACACCCAAUUUAGUUCAACAGAAAUCAGACAAAAGUCAUGUCGUAUUAGAAGAACCAGUUCUUGAGACUGUGUUCAUAGCAGUAGCGAAAGAAGAAGAAGAAGAAGAAGAAGAAGAAGAAGAAGAGCAUUUAUCACAAAACAUUACACAAACAACGUCUCAAGUCGAAUCAGAAAAAGAAAAUGAAAAUGCAUUGUUCAAUCUUCAAUCUUAUAAUUCGGUUUUAUAUAAUACAGCUGAUAGUAAAUCAUAGAUGGUAUAAUAGUGAUUACUAUUUUGUUAGUAAGCGCAUUUUUGUUUUAUUCAUAUAAUCACAAAUACAGUCGCAGUCACUCUUCAAUUUAUCGAUUAUGUGUAAAUGUGAUAAUGCAGCAAUAGAAUUUGUACAGCACUUUAUAAAGGUAUAUAUUUUAUUUCUUUUGAAGCUAACAGGUAAUUAGCUUUUUGCAUAAACAUAUAUUACAAUUAAUAUUUAAAAAUCAGGUAUUUAAUUUUUGAGAUUUUUAAAGUGCUAAAUGUAUAGACAAUUAAAAAUAAUUUAAAUAUAA